Styela clava is the source of this 2363-nucleotide messenger RNA. Its product is annotated as G protein-coupled receptor 137Ba-like. Lineage: Eukaryota; Metazoa; Chordata; Ascidiacea; Stolidobranchia; Styelidae. Gene Ontology annotation, cellular component: lysosomal membrane. Gene Ontology annotation, biological process: positive regulation of TORC1 signaling. The record is from RefSeq and is a predicted model, not a curated record.
UCUAUUUCUUUUAUAGAUCUAUAUUUUUCUGCUAUUUUAAUUCAUAUGUUAUAAUGUAAUUUUUAUGAGAAUAGAAGAAGAAACAUGGUCUAUUUACUGUUUUCAUCCAACUGCAGUGUAAUGGAUUCAGAAAAUUCUACCUCACCUCUUACACCUGCUGUAUCGGAUCAAGUUGAAGCAGGACUAACUGCAACGUAUAUCAUACUGUACUCCAUGUUGUUUAUUAUCGUUUAUGUUCAAUUAUGGCUUGUUCUGUACUACAAUUAUAAAAGAGUAAGCUUCCAGACUGUAUUCUUGUUUCUGUGUGUGGCAUGGAGUGGAUUACGUACAACACUUUUCUCAUUCUACUUCAAGGAUACUAGAAUGGCAAAUACUCUACCAUUGGUUUGGUAUUAUUUGUUCUAUUGCUUUCCCGUUUGUCUUCAAUUUUUCACUUUAUGCUUGCUCAACUUAUAUUUUUCACAGGUGAUGUUUAAAGCUAAACCACAAUAUGCAGCUAACCCGAGAAAAUACAAAAAUCCCCUUCGUUUUGCAUGUUUGUUGAUGAGCGCAAUAUUUUUUGCUAUGAAUCUCGGAUGUGCGAUCGUGGUUUACCAACAGACUGCAGUUAAUAUGAUCGAUCCAAAUGAAGACAUCGUAUCAAUAGCAGUAACGGCCCGUGUGCUCGUUAAUGAUUUUCUGUUUGUUGUUGGAGGGAUAUGGCUCGCUUAUUGCAUUGUACGAAUCUCAAAAACAACUUCAGCCAAUAUUUUACUUGAAGCCAAAGGAACAACAGUGUGUCAGGCUGCAACAGUAGGAUUUCUCAUUGUUUUCCUGUUCACAUCUCGUGCCAUAUACAACCUACUUGCCGUUAGCCCACUGAGAUGUCACAACAAAAUGUCAUCUUUCAAUUUUGACUGGUAUAAUGUUUCUGAUCAGGCAGAUCUUGUUGAUGUGUCGCAACUUUCGUACGUUAUGUUCGGAAUUGUGUUAUUCGUAUGGGAACUUCUUCCAACAAGUUUAGUUAUUUUCUUUUUCCGGGUUCGAAGACCUGAGCAGAGUAUGAUUCCUGACAGCAUGCUCAAUAGCCAAAGUUACAGCUCUCGAGUCUAUUUUUUUGACAAUCCUCAUAGAUAUGACAGUGAUGAGGAAUCGAAUCAAGCAUCAGUUAAUGCACCUCUGGCAAAGGAUAUAUACCAUAAUGGAGGACGGUAUGGAAGUUCUCUGCAAAGAAAUAGUAUACAGGGAAGCCAGCUCCGAUCUUACUCAUCACAUGGUUUGAUAGCAUCUUCAAGUCCAAGAAGAAACACUGGAUCAUUCUAUCGAGAUCCAUAUCGUUACCAGCAAGGACAACAGGCUUCUGUUUACUCUCAGUGAAAAUGUUAAUAUGCAUUGGAAUUAUUGCUAAUAGAUUGCCGUUUGUGAGAGAUAGUAAACCACCUCAUCUGUGCAAUAAACUGUGACACAACUUGCUCCUUUUCCCAAAUGCUUAUAGAAGCAAGAAACGCCAAUUCAUGAAAUAUUGCCAACUUGAUUGCACUAAAAUUAUUUCUGAACUUGCUUGUAUGUGCAAUAAAUAAAUAAUGAAUCACUAUAGCAAUCAGUUUACUAAAUAAUCCUUAACUGAACUCAAAGAUUGUUGGUAGAUUUACCUAUUUCUGUAACUAGUUAAUCAGACUGAUCAGUAAUAACUCUACGGUGAAGUAACCAGGGUUGGGGAUCUGGUUUAAAAUCACAAUAGAUCUAGUCCUGUUAUUAUUGAAAGCUGUAGAUGAUAGGGUAUUGUAAAUAUGAAACAAUUGAGCCAAUAAUUUGUUAGCUCCGGCUAAUAUGGUAAGCUUGAGAUUAGUACCAACAAAAUGUUAUUAAGGCUCCCUAGCCCUGGAUGUUACAAAUAAAAUUUGGCAGCCACUCUGAUACUUGAGUAAGCAUAUGAAUGUGAACAUUGUUUUUGUACCUUUGACUCGCAUUUGACAAAGCUCGCAAAGGAGUAUAGUUUUCCAAUAUGGGGAAAAAUUGUUAAAAAAAGGGUUAAAGGUCUAUAAAAAAUAUCCAUUUUAUGAUGCCUUCAUGAUAUCUGAUAUAUGCUUCACUACUACCUAGAAGUUUGCAUCCCCUCAAUUCCUGAACAUUCUAAUUUAUGGGACAUUAUUAAACCUGCAGGGAUGAACAUACUUUUCACACCACCUCCGUCACGUUCUUCAUCAGCUUAUGUUUGUUAUAGUGUUGUCCCAUAAUUGCCGAGCUGAACUGACUUUACGUACAAUUUGCUUUUUAUUUGUUUUUCAUUUUUGAUCAUUGUGCAUUUGCUAUUUAAUUAAUAUAUCUUUUCAUCAAAUGUAAUAAAAAUAUAAAUUUGCAAAAAUAUAUGAAAAUUCAACUAG